AUGCCUAAACGGCUUACUCAGGACCAAAAACUGGCCGUGACUGCAGCUUUGUUUCGUCAAGAGCCAUAUCCAAAGAUCGCUGCCACUCACGGAGUAUCAGAACGACGACUGCGGGGGAUUUCUCUCUGCCUGAGAACAUGGGGAACGACUCAUCCCCCGAGGAUGAAGCAGAUGGGGAGGCCAAAGGCUAUCACAACUGAGAUUCAGGAGGGCCUUCGUGAAUACGUCAAUUCUCGACCCCUUUCCAGUCUUCAAGAUAUGCAAUACCAUAUACAGAAGACCUUUAAUGCGAAAUGCAGUUUCCGGUCAAUUUCACUGUGCUUGAAAGAUAUGGGGUACAUCCGUACCAUCGUCCAGCGGGGGAACAGGUCUCUUGAGAAGGACAACCUUCCAUCGCUGUCGGAUCCUGACAAGCUGCGCAUUCAGAGUGAUCCAGCUGCAGCAAAGCUUUUGGACAAACCCAAGCGCGAGUCUCACCAAGCCGCUACCAAGAAGUCUGCAUCUGCGAAGAAAGCCAGAAGAGGUGUGAGCGCCGGACGGCGAUCUCAAGAACUGUCAGAUGACGAGCGGGACGAGGAGGAAAGUCUCGACGUCUUGCUUAAUGGGGACAUCUCCGCUGCUGCACUAAUACCGGCCGUUGCCCCAGCUCUUCCAAGUUUCCCACUGGCAGCAUCUCAAUCAGUGGGCUGA
This is a messenger RNA of Paracoccidioides brasiliensis Pb18, 690 nucleotides long. RefSeq lists its product as uncharacterized. The record is from RefSeq and is a predicted model, not a curated record. Bases 1 to 690 code for a protein of 229 amino acids. The transcript is spliced from 3 exons.